Penicillium expansum is the source of this 270-nucleotide messenger RNA. RefSeq lists its product as uncharacterized. The record is from RefSeq and is a predicted model, not a curated record. The coding region runs from base 1 to 270 and encodes 89 amino acids. The transcript has a single exon. Lineage: Eukaryota; Fungi; Ascomycota; Eurotiomycetes; Eurotiales; Aspergillaceae.
AUGCACUUCAACAUCCUCCUCACUCUGUCCACCCUGACAGCUCUGAGCAGCAACGCCGCAGCCCAAAUCUCCAUCGGUCUCUUCAAUGGCCUCGGUGCACUGGGCAGUCAAGGGGUCCCAUCCGGCCAGAUCCCAACCCCAUCCAGCACGCCUAUCCCCACCCUGCUGAAGAUGCUGGCCACGCUAACCGCGUCUCCCUUUACGGCACCUAGCUACAUGUUUCUGACCUCUUUUGGGCAAAUGGUACUUUGGUUUCCGUCCUUUUAUUGA